Messenger RNA from Fusarium falciforme, 1809 nucleotides. RefSeq lists its product as hypothetical. Bases 1 to 1809 code for a protein of 602 amino acids. The transcript is spliced from 4 exons. Gene Ontology annotation, molecular function: cadmium ion transmembrane transporter activity; manganese ion transmembrane transporter activity. NCBI's taxonomy places the organism in Eukaryota, Fungi, Ascomycota, Sordariomycetes, Hypocreales, Nectriaceae. The record is from RefSeq and is a predicted model, not a curated record. Gene Ontology annotation, cellular component: membrane. Gene Ontology annotation, biological process: intracellular manganese ion homeostasis; iron ion transport.
AUGAAUAAGACAUCUCACACUGAUGAGCCCCUCAAGGGUGAUAACGGCUACAACCAGAGCCCCAAUCCAAACUCCAGUGACCUCACCACGAACGAGGACUUCAAUGGGCUCGUCAACACUCGGACCGUGCUACAAGAUGACUCUCAGGCACUGCCAGACGCGGCCUCCAAUGUCCCAGGACAGAUAGCCGGCGACGCUCCUAUCGAGAACGCCGGCCGUGCCAAGGCCACGUAUCGGCUGGCCUAUCGGUCAAUCGACCGUGGCCAGCCACCCGACGGCGGUCUGCGGAUGCCCGCACCCGCCCACCCCCCACCGGCUCCGGCUGGUGAUGACGCCGACCGCGGUACGCCGCUGCAGCGCCUUAAGAAGAUGCUCAUUACCGUUGGCUCAUUCGUUGGGCCAGGUUUUAUGAUUUCGGUUGCCUACAUUGAUCCUGGCAAUUACUCUACGGACAUCGCCGCGGGAGCCUCGUAUCGCUUCCGCCUCUUGUUCAUCGUCCUCCUCUCCAAUCUGUUUGCUAUUUUCUUGCAGAGCCUGGCCAUCAAGCUCGGUACCGUCAGCGGCCUCAAUCUCGCCGAGGCCUGCCGUGCGUUUCUCCCUCGAUGGCUCAACUACAUCCUGUACGUCUUUGCCGAGGCUGCAAUCAUUGCCACAGACAUAGCAGAGGUGAUUGGAUUUGCCAUUGCAUUGAACCUUCUCAUCCCUCAAGUCCCACUGGUGGUGGGAUGUGCCAUUUCCAUCAUCGAUGUUAUGGUCAUCCUCUUCUUCUAUCGUCCACAUGAGUCCAUGAAAGGCCUACGAUAUUUUGAAAUGUUCAUCGUUUGUCUGGUUCUGGGCGUCGUCGUUUGCUUUUGCAUCCAGCUCUCUCUGAUCCGUGACACCUCCCCGAGAGAAGUCUUCAGGGGUUAUCUGCCAUCAAGCUCACUCAUUGAGUCUGAAGCUAUUUAUCAGGCUUGCGGAAUUCUUGGCGCGACAGUCAUGCCUCACAGCCUAUAUCUAGGAUCCGGCAUUGUUCAACCUCGCCUGCGCGAAUACGAUGAGCGAAGCGGUCUGUUGCCUCGUCAACUUACCUCGGGAUCCUCUGUUCUUGAUGAAGGCAUCGACAAAGGCUACUACGUCCCCUCUGAGAGCGCAAUCAAGCACUCGCUCAAGAUUUCCAUCAUUGACCUGGCUACCUCUCUCUUCACGUUCGCGCUCUUUGUCAACUCUGCGAUCCUCAUUGUUGCUGGUGCCUCGCUCUACAACAAUCCAGAUGCUCUCGAAGCAGACAUCUUCGGCAUUCACGAUCUACUUUCCAAGUCUAUCUCUCCCGCAGCAGGCACCAUAUUCGCCCUGGCACUACUGCUCUCGGGAGUCUCGGCUGGAAUUGUUUGCACCAUUGCCGGUCAAAUGGUCAGUGAGGGUGCCCUGAACUGGAAGAUCAAGCCUUGGUUGCGCCGCCUUGUGACCCGCAGCAUCAGCAUCACCCCAAGCAUCAUUAUCGCGGGAGCAGUGGGCCGCUCCGGGCUCAACGCAGCGCUUAAUGGUUCGCAGGUGGCUCUGAGCAUCAUCCUGCCGUUCGUUACUGCGCCGCUCAUUUAUUUCACCUGCCGUGAUAAAUACAUGACGGUUCACACCGGCAGGGCGCGCUGGCGUACGGCGGACAGGGAUGAUGAGACAGCGUUGGACCGGGUAGUUGGCGAGGGAGCCGAGCUCGAACAAGAGGGCACCAAGAUGACGAACUCGUGGUACACGGCGAUUCUCGCCGUCUUGAUCUGGCUAUUCAUGGCCAUCAUGAAUGUGGCUAAUUUGGUGUUCCUAGGCAAGUAG